Paramecium sonneborni is the source of this 300-nucleotide messenger RNA. The record is from the annotation of a GenBank genome assembly. NCBI's taxonomy places the organism in Eukaryota, Ciliophora, Oligohymenophorea, Peniculida, Parameciidae.
AUGCAAUGUAUUUUGAAAUAAUUAUAGGAAAAUACGUGGAAUUAAUGGCUUGAUUGUAAAUUUUUAAGGAGUAAUAUUAAAUUAAUCAGAAGAAUUAGAAUGCAAAUGAUAAUUAUAAGAGUAAAUUUGCUUAGUCAAAUUAAGAUAAUAAAAAUGUAGAUAUAGCAGGAAGUAUAUUAAACUUUAUUACAAAUUUCAUCUUAAUACUACUUUUGUAGUUAUACAGAAGAAGAAUAAAAAUAUUAGCUAAUAAAAUUGAUGAAAAUAGUAUAUAGAAUCAGAUUAUUCUAUAAUUGUUGA